Messenger RNA from Soboliphyme baturini, 1448 nucleotides. The record is from the annotation of a GenBank genome assembly. Lineage: Eukaryota; Metazoa; Nematoda; Enoplea; Dioctophymatida; Soboliphymatidae.
AUGAACAGUUGGUUUCUCAGCGUCGCAACUUUGGGAUUCAGCAUUUGGAUGGCAGUUCUUGUAAACAGGCAUCCGAUUCAGUUUUCGGGGUCAAGGUUUGAGAAAGGCAAGCCUGGCUGGUCAUUCAAAGAGCAGGAACGACGCUGUCACUCAACGUGCAGGUUACAAGAGAAGAGUGUUUGCUUAUCCAGCACGACCCUCAUUCAUGUGACUGGACUCGUCUGCCAAUCGACCGUUUCGUUUCCUUCUACAGAUCGUCUCGAGUCAUUUUUGGAUGCAGCCCUCUCUGCUCAUUACAACACCGUGUUCCGUACAUCAGCGGGAUUAAAUUUCAACCUGAACAUCCAAAAUUUAUUUGAUUCGACGAUUCUGAGACUGAAACAAUUCAAGAAAGUUUGCAAUACUCAUUUUAGGCUGCUAAUUGUCGAAACAAUCCCAGACAAUGUGACAUUUGGUACGACCAAGUUACCUGAAAGCACCUUCGAAGCAUGGAAGAAGCUUAUUGAAAAUGCCAGGCACAAAAUCAGCAUCGCCGCUUAUAAAUCCAGUCUCACUGUGAGAGGAGUCUGGAUAUCUCACUGGCAAGAAGCGCUAGUUUCCACUUUUCUGUUGAUCACUGACUUCAGUUCUUAUAAGGGAAGGCAAAUCUACGAUCUUCUAGUGGAGGCAAAAAAGAAAAGAGGAAUCGAAAUUCGGAUGGUUGAAAAUUAUCCUUCGAAAGACGUCGGCGACAACGAAGACGGAAUAAUUCUAGAAAAACACGAUGUGAUUGAACGACGUACAGUAAAUCUGGCGAAGAUUUACGGAUCUGGAAAAAUGCACUCGAAAUUCAUUGUGGUAGACGAGGUAAGUUUCUACGUCGGAUCAGCGAAUCUCGAUUGGCGGUCUCUCAAUCAGAAAAUGGAAAUAGGAUUUCUUGCGACGGGUUGCCCGCAUCUGGCGAAACAGCUGACGAUCGUCUUUGACUCCUACUGGCAUUUGGCUGCUCAAGCACUCACCAACGACCCUCAAUUCGGAGUCAAAACGAGUGCCGCCAAAAACGACGAAGGCCUCCCUGUGUCCGUGGGAACGGGCUGGGCAAAUCGACUUCGCUUCUGCGAUGACGGCGUGGAAUCCGAAGUUUUCAUUGCGACGUCACCGAAACAGCUUAUUACACCAGGCGGAAUCUGGGAUCUCGACGCGAUCAUCUCGGUUAUCAAUCGAGCCGAGAAGUUCAUUUACAUUCACGUCAUGGACUACAUUCCCAUGGUUAUGUACAGUAACCCGCCAUACUACUGGUCUAAGAUCGACGAUGCUUUGCGAGCUGCAGUUCGAAGGAACGUCGAGGUGAAGAUACUUUCAGCAGCUUUGCACUUCGUUUCGAAAAAUCUUCAUUUUCUGCAUUCACUCGAAAUUAUGAAUCGUUCCUCAGUUAUGGUGGUAAGUAAAACGAUAUUGUCACAAUGAUA